CAACGAUCACACUCGUUUGUGUAUUGCGAAGACGGGAGGACGUCUCGUCGCAGUCCGCAUAGCAAAAAUCAGCGUUUUUUCGCGUCGUUUGUUGCCGUCGUCGUAGUAGGCGUCGCGUCGGCGGUGUUUAAUCAACAAACAAAACAUAAAAAUAUAUGCAUAUAUUAAACAAAGAAUAUUAUAUUCAUGUACAUUGUAUAUAAAUUUAGUGAGUGAAACAAAUGAUUAAAAAAUCGAAGUGAUUAUGCCGUUGUGUAAAUUUUUUUCAAGUUCUAAUAUCAACAAUAUCCCAAAUUCAUUUGAAACAUGAAUUAAAACUGCAAAUAAAAACGGUAGAAAAGAGUAUAAGAAAAAGAAAGUAAAUAAAAUAUAUAAGCAGAGAGCGACAGAGAAGAGAGUGAGAGAGAGAGAGAGUAGCAGUCAUGUCCAGCAGUGAUGAUGUGCAGAUCACCAGCGUGAUCGAUGCCAAUGGCCAGACGCUGCCGCUGCACGGCAACAGCUUGGGCGGUGCGCUCGGUCCGCCCGUUAAGCAGGAGGACGAUGCUGAAAUCCGCGAAUUGGCGGCCAAAAUGAAGGAGCAACAGAAACAACAAGCAGCCCAACAGGCUAGCCGGCAAGCUGCCAUGCAGCAUGCCAACGGUGGCGGAGCUGGGGGUGGCGGUUGUGGUGCGGGAAUGCAACCACCGUUAACCAAUGGCAAUGGCCAGACAAAUAUCAUGAGCUACCUGUCGCGCCAUCAGAAGCUACCCAAUGGCACAAUGCAAGUGGUGCCCGCUUUGGCGGCCAAUGGCCGGGCGAACGGAGCCAUCAUGGAUAACAACGGUGAUAAGAAGUCAUCGUCAUCGGGCGGUGGUCCGUGCGACGAGGAAUCGAUCAAAGGCCACUUUGGCUGGGCGCAAUUCGGCAAAGUAUCGAUACCCUAUAUAUACAGACAAUCGGAAAAGUAUUGCUCGGUGCGCAUGAUCGAACUGAAGCUGCUUGGCAAAUAUCUAAAUUGCCUCCAUCCGGACAUCUACUCCAGCUGCACAUGCGUGCGCAGCUACUACAUAACCGAUGCCGAGGCACGGCUCUUCAUCGAGAUCAACCACAAGCAUUGUGACGGUGAAUUCGGCCGUGAUAUUUUCACCCAAAAGGAUCUGGUCGUCCGUCUCAGCGAUGCAUCGAAAUUCUAUCAAUUCCUGGACAUAUGCUAUCGCAAGCUGGUGGCGGGCAGCAAAACGCCAUCAGAGAAAUGCGGCUUCAUACGCAUCAAUAAGGAGUCGGUGGUGCCGUAUACGGUGCGCAACAGCCAGCAGGUGGUGCCGCUCUUCUACUUCGAGGGCGAGACGGAGAACCUGAAGACCAAGGCGGAACUGCUCAAUGGCUGGGAUCUGGCCUAUUUGAAGUUCUGCUGCAAAGUUCAGGGCAUACGCAAUGAGCUCUUCUCCAGCGAGAAUGUUGCCGUCAUAUCGCUGACCGACAUCAAGAGCUACUUUCCCAAUGGUACCGAAUUCGAGGACUAUUGGCCCAGCAAGGUGGUCGACUCCAAUCUGUUGAUCGGCAAUCGGGCGAAUGUCAAUAAUUCGGUUAAUUGGACGCGACAGCCAUCGGCGCCGCCACCAAAAAUCUCUGCCAGCGUCAACAGCAGCAGCGCCGUCAACGUACAAAAGUCACAGCAGCAACAGCAGCAACAGCAACAACAACAGCACUCGACAGCCGCCGCUGCUGCGGCACAGCAACAGCAUUUGAUGAAGCAGCGCGCUGCUGUUGCCGCCGCUGCCAACGGCGUCGCAAACGGCAGCAAUUUCCCAUCGGCCGCCGCUGCAGCGGUUGCGGCAGCAGCAUACAAUACCCAUGCGGCGGCAGCGGCCAUGCUGCAGACGCAGGGCAACACCCGCAUGCUGACUCAGGCCACGGUCCAGGCUCUGGCCAGCGGCGGCUGGAUGAACAGCCAGAACAAUGUGCCCCAGCUGCAUGUCCAAAUGUUGGCGCAACAAUCGCAUGCGAAUGCCAAUCGAGGCGCCUAUCGAGAACACAUAAACAACAUGAUGCUGGGUGGCAGCAGCCGCCAACCGUAUUCGUACAACAAUCCUGCGAUUUCGAUGUCUUCGGUGAACAACCACAGCGGUGGGGGUGGCAAUGCGCCGCCGCCACUGGUACGAUCCGCUGCAGGACAGAAUGCCAAUCACAUGUCAAAUGUCGAGCAAUCACUGGUGCAACAACAUCAACAGACACAACAGCAACAACAACGACAACAACACCAUAGUACAUUUAACCAUGCACAACAACAACACUCCCCAAACACGCACAGUUCACGUGGCCAUCAUGGCCAUGUCCUUGCCAAUAACAACAACAACAUUAAUAAUAAUAGCAACACCAAUAAUAAUAAUAAUAAUAAUAGUACGCACAACAACUCCUCCAACAAGAACAACAACAGCAACAGCUCCUCAAAUUCUGGCUCUGCUACUGCUGCUGCUGUCGCCGCCACUGCCGCUGCCGCUGCCGCCGUCGCUGCCAAUAUGCACGCCCUACUAGGCAGUCCAUUCAAUUACAAUAUGCCCUCCACACGUGCGGACUACACAAAUCUGGCGCUCUGGAACCAGCUGACGCCGACGCAGCGCCUGAUGCUGACGCAACAAAUGAAGGGCGUCAGCACCGGCGCCAACGGUGGCAGCAAUAGCGGCGGCAGCGGUGGCGGCGUUGCCAGCACGUCGCCCAAAAUAGCGCAUGGCUCGCCAUUAGGUGGCAGCUUUCCGGCGUUGCCAUCGCUGCCACUGGACACCGAUUUGAUCACGAUGCUCGACUACAACAACCCGAACAAGCAGACGAACAAUAAGAACAGCAGCAGUAACAGCAGCAGCAAGGCAAGUGGUGCAUCGGGUGGCACAUUUACCAAGCCCACUGUGCCACCAUUAAUAUCGGAUGAACAUCAUCAACAGCAACAGUUGCUGCAGCAGCAGCAGCAGCAACAACAACAACAGCCCGCACCACCGACUAGCAGAAAGCAGCGUGCUGGUGGUGUCACCACAAUACCAUUGAACUCCACGCAAGCGUUGGAGGAUUUCGAGAAGAAGUUCAAUAUGACGGACGAGAUGCGAGCCGUCAUACACAAGGUGAUAGCCAAUCCAGAUCUCUCCACCUCCAUACAGACCAAUGCGAACAACAAUAAUCAUAAUAAUAAUAAUAACAAUAAUAAUAGUAAUUCACAUCCGCUAAACGCGUACAUCUCGCCACCCAUGUCGCCGGCGAUUGGUGGUGCUAAUGUGACCACCUUGUCGCUGGCCUCGAACCCAAACGUGACGAUCACACCACAAUUGCCGGGACAUUUUCUGCACUCGCCGUCCAGUUCGUGUUCCAGUUCGAGUGCCUCCACGACGGCUGCCUCGCCGCUGGGGAACAAUGGUGGCGGUGGCAGCAAUAAUUGUGUUAACGGUGGUGCGGCGGGUGGUGCGCGGCAAAAGAGUGUCAUUUGCUCAACGAAAGCCAAUGCGCUGCCAUUGGCCAUAUUGUCGCUGGCCGGGAGUGGCGGCGGUAGCGUCGGUAGUGGGGGCGGCAGCGGGAGUUCAGGUGGGGGCGGUGCGCGUCACAACAAACAACAACAGCAUUCGCAAUCGCAAUCGAUUAGCGGUGGUUACGGUCGUCAGUCACACAGUCAUCAGCCAUUUAGUAUCAGUGGUGUUGCUGGUGGUGGCAAUUGCCAGUUGGAUAUUGGCAUCGCCAGCACCACAAUCACGCCCAGCACAACGCCCACUGAUGUUAUCGAUUUGUCUUCAUCCCGAAGGUCGUUAGCUGCCUCAACAUUCCAUCAGCAGCAGCAGCAGGCCGCCGCAGCCGUGCAGCAGCAACAGCAGCAGCAACAACAACAGCAGCAGCAACAGCAACAACAGCAGCAGCAACAGGCUGUGGCGGCGCAGCAUCAGCGGAUGUCUGCCGCCCUCGCCCAUCAUGCCCAGCAUCUGCAGCAGAAUGGCGGCCAUAGUGGCGGUGGUAGCGGCGGCGGCGGCGGUGGCUCAUCUGCCUCCAAUGGCGGCAGCUCCUCCGGCGGCAACAGCAACUCGAACGCCAACAGCGCCUCGAUGCAUCUGCAAAGGCAUGCGGCACUGGCGGCCGCUGCUUGCGCCAGUGCGUCCGGCGAUGGGGCACAUCGAUUGUCCGUCAUACCGGAGAUACAGACCAGCAACAUGAAUCCCACGCCGUACAAGGUGCGCAAGGUGUGCGUGGACAAGCAUCUGGUGCCCUGUAUCAACAUGAAGGCCUACAAUGAAUCCGAGCAGCUGAUGACCCUCACCGAGUUCCAAAAGAAUUUCUUUCCCACUGUCGCACUGGAUCACUGCAAGCGUCUGAUUGAGGCGCUCGGCGUUGAGCUCUACAAGGCGAAUCGGCGACAGGUGCAAAUACUGAUGGAGCACGAUCGUUCCUACAAUGAGAAUAUGCCGCUGGUGCAGGUGCGCGACAUCAUUAAGUACAUGACGCAGUUAACAUUCAUGACACGCCAAUCGGAGCAGCCGCCGUCGAAGCGCACGCGCACGAGCUAGGAAUUAAGCUGGGGAGCACAACAUUUGCCAACAUCAACAACACCAACACCGACAGCAACAGCAUCAGCAACAACAGCAGCAUCAUCAGCAGCAGCAGCAGACAACAG
Messenger RNA from Drosophila mojavensis, 4621 nucleotides. RefSeq lists its product as uncharacterized. Gene Ontology annotation, cellular component: RNA polymerase II, holoenzyme. The transcript is spliced from 5 exons. Gene Ontology annotation, molecular function: RNA polymerase II complex binding. The coding region runs from base 423 to 4514 and encodes 1363 amino acids. Lineage: Eukaryota; Metazoa; Arthropoda; Insecta; Diptera; Drosophilidae. The record is from RefSeq and is a predicted model, not a curated record. Gene Ontology annotation, biological process: mRNA 3'-end processing.